AUGGCAGCGGAAACGACGCUCAAGUUCACCACCCCUCCCUUUGACGUUCCCGACAUCAGGGAUGACGAGCCGUUCAGCGAUGUCGCCCGCAAGCUGUCGUUCUACAUCAUUGAGGCCGUCGACUCGCCUCUGGGCUGGGAGGAUCUCCGCAGCAGCAAGCACAUGAAGAAGCUGCAGCCUCUCAUCAACAAGCUCACCAAUGAGGUCCACCACCAGGCAGUCGUUGCUGCUCUGCUUGCUCUGAAGGGUCAUUUCCGCGCAAUUGAAAGCGAUGAUGACCGCGGCAUCAACGAGUCGCGCGGUCUUGCGUGCGAGGUUGUUGCCUGGCAGUUUGUGCUCACUCUUUCAGAAAGGGAGGCCCUUGACUACCUGCUGUUCGAGCUUCCAAAGGAUGAUGAUGAUGACAAGCAUGAUGACUCAGACGAUGAGGAGUCACGUGCUGGGACCCGCGGACGUGCCAAUGGCAACGGCCGUCACUCUUCCGGGGAUCCCACCGAGAGGACUGGGCUUCUGUCAGACCACCGCACUGCCAGCCAUGGGACCGCCAACGGCCACGGCAAUGGCCACGGCAACGGCAACGGCAACGGCAACGGCAACGGCAACGGCAACGGCAACGGCAACGGCAACGGCAACGGCACCCGCCGCUCGAAGUCGAGAUCUUCUUCUCACUCCACUAACCACCACAUCCCUGGCGAGGAGUACGAAGCCACUGGGGGUGAAGGCUUUGCCGAUCCUUUCUUGAACCUCAAUACCCUUGAGAUUGCUGCCGUUGCUGGUGCUAAAAAGUUCCUCAGCCAGAGAUGCAUCCAGGAUAUCAUCAAUGGCAUCUGGAAUGGUGAGAUCGUCUUCUGGGAGAAGCUUACGGUGGGCGCCGUUAAGAAGCCGAAGUACUACAACAAGCACUUGGGCGACCCGUGGUGCCGUCUUCGUGUGCCGAGGUACAUGAAGACCUUCGAGAUUUUCUUCUUCCUAUGCUUCUUGGGACUCUUCUACAUCGUGUCCAUCCAGCGCGACAUGGAGAACGUCACCGUUGCCGAGGUCAUCUUCUAUUUCUUCAUUGCCGGCUUUGCCUUCGACGAAUGGAGCGAGUUCCGGGAAGCAGGCGCUCACUUCUACGCAACUGACAUUUGGAGUCUGUGGGACAUCGGAAUCAUCAUCGUUGGUCUCGUUUUCUUCAUUACCAGAAUGAUUGGUCUGGCACAUGGCGACAAGCAGAUGCUGGAGAUUUCGUACAGCAUUCUCGCCCUUCACUCGCUCUUCUUGACUCCGCGUAUUUUCUCGCUGCUCAGCUUGAACCCGUACUACGGAACCUUGCUACCUUGUCUCAAGGAAAUGGGCAAGCAAAUCAUCAAGUUUUUGGGCUUUGUGCUCAUCAUCUAUCUUGGCUUCUUCACGACUUUUGCUUUGCUCGCGCGUGGCCACGUCGCCUUGCGCGACACGUCCAUCACGGUGCUGAAGGUCUUUUUUGGUGGCGGAGUUAUCGGAUUUGACAUUGCUCCAAGAAUAUCCCCAUAUCUCGGUCUCCCCGUCAUGAUUGUCUUCGUUUGCAUGACAAAUCAGCUUCUGAUCACGUCGAUGAUGGCAUAUGUCAAUACCAGCUUGCGGCAGGUUCUCGACUCGUCGCGUGAAGAAUACCUCUAUGUGUACUCGAUCUACGUACUCGAAGCCUCCACCUCGAACAAGCUGGCUUAUUUCUUCCCACCCUUUAACCUCGUCCCGGUGGUGCUCUUCCGUCCGAUCCUAAUGGUCCUCCCUGCGCGUGCUGCGCGCGGAGCGCGUAUCGUGUUGCUCAAGGCCACUCACGCACCGUUUGUUGGCAUCAUCUGGGCAUAUGAGCACUGGCAGGACUAUGUCUGGAAGAAGAACAUGGCACAGCGCGGGACGCCGGGCAUCGAAACCAUGGGUGGUAGACAGGCGCCUGCCACCAACGGCGGACUGCCGUCCCGUCCGGUCAAGACAGGAAUGUCGGGCAAGUCGUCGGCGGUGCCGGCAUCGCUCGUGCAGGCGUCCAGACGCAACCCACGGGUUGUGCGCCCCGAGCUGAGCGGCGCCGUGCGCACCGGCACGGUCGCAUCGGCCCCUGCCGCUGCCGCUGCCACUGCCGACGCCAGCGCUAGCGAGACGAUGCGGCUGCUCAAGGAGCUCUCUGCGCAGGUGGAGGAGCUGCGGGCGACGGUGGUCAAGCAGCAGGGACCAGAGUAA
This is a messenger RNA of Diplodia corticola, 2202 nucleotides long. Its product is annotated as ion transporter. The record is from RefSeq and is a predicted model, not a curated record. Bases 1 to 2202 code for a protein of 733 amino acids. The transcript has 17 exons. NCBI's taxonomy places the organism in Eukaryota, Fungi, Ascomycota, Dothideomycetes, Botryosphaeriales, Botryosphaeriaceae. Gene Ontology annotation, cellular component: membrane. Gene Ontology annotation, molecular function: monoatomic ion channel activity. Gene Ontology annotation, biological process: monoatomic ion transport; transmembrane transport.